GUUUUGCAUUAGAAUAUCAUUCAGUUAAGUCAGCUUCAUGAUUUUCAUCGCAAUGUUGAGUACUAAGAACGAUAAUUUGCCUAUUUUAUGGCUAUUUAGUUGUGUGCCUGUUUUCUAUUAAAUUACAUGUUAUUGUGAAAUUCACAUAAGAAUUUAUACGACUAUAAACAAACACUAAUACAUAUAGACGUACGUUUGACAGCUUUAGUUUAUAAAUACAACUGACAGCACGUGUCAUUUUGUCCCGGCUUCAAAUAGUAUUGACAAUAGAUCAUUUUGUAUUGAAUUAAAUUGCCAAGUAUUGUAUAAAUACUGAGGCCAGCAUGCGCAGUUGAGUUAUUACUGUUUUGAUCAUUCUAGUGACAAUAUCAUCAACAUGAGUUCCACUGCAGAAAAUCCAACAAGUGAAAUAGUAUUGCCAAAUUAUAUCCAAGCACAUUUGAAUCGAAUCAGUGCGGAGAAUGAUUUCGUUGAUUCUUCAGUGGAUGUUCGUCAGGGGUCACAGAUUGGUGAUGGUUUUGCGAGCAACAUUUGGAGUGUAACAAUUGCUGAACGGAAUAGUGAUAAAAAAUUGCACCUUGUUUGCAAAGUGGCACUAAACGCCGAAUCAAAUGAAGAUGGAAAAAAAUCGAAACUAAUAUUCAAACGCGAAGCCGAUUUUUACACAAAAUUGAUGCCGACUUUUGUAAAAUUCCAAGCAAAAAAGGGUUUAUCAGACGUUGAUCAAUUUUUAGCGUAUCCAAAAUGUUACGGAACCACAAUAGACGAUGAAAAUGGGCAUUACGUAAUCAUUCUGGAGGAUCUUCGUCCGCAAGGCUUCAAACUGUGGCCCAAAAUAAAAACAUCGCCAAUCGAAAAUGCUCGACUUGCAAUGCGCGAGAUUGGAAAGUUUCACGGAAUUUCGAUUGCGAUGAAAGUUCAAAAGCCAGAGCAUUUUGCUGAGUUUAAGUCGUUCACAGAUAUUUAUAAAAUUCUAUUCAAUUCAAAAAAUGUGGAAGCUUACUUCACAAGGUCAUACGAUUACGCACUCAAGUCAUUCAAACGUGACGAUUUUAAAGCGAUCAUGAGCGACAUAAGAAAAAACUUUCGAAAGUAUUUCGAUGAAUGUCUGGAUGAGAAAUCGGCAAGCUAUUUUGGAGUGAUUUGCCACGGUGAUUUUUGGAACAAUAAUAUUUUGUACACCUUCAAUGAGAAUGGUGCCGCUGAAGACAUUCGACUUCUAGACUGGCAAGUAAUAAGACAUGGUUCACCAGCAAUCGACAUAGCUGCCAACAUAUUUACAUCCACCGAUAAGUCAUUGCGAGACGAUGAAUAUGAAAAUCUACUUCAACUUUACUAUAAUACACUAUCCAAAACAGUGAAACUGUUGGGAAGCAAUCCAGAUGAACUGUUUACAUUUGAAAAUCUACAAUCCGAACUGAAAAGAUGCGGCAUCUAUGCGCUAUUACUAUCACCGUUAUCGAUUCAAGUUUCACAAGCAGAUGCGAGUCAAUUGGCCGAACGAGGAGAUAAAAGUGGUUUAGUUGGUGGCCUUACUGAAACGGGACAACUUGAAUAUGAACGACGAUUGAAUGGUGUCUUUGAAGAUGUCACAAGACUUGGCUACAUCAACAAAAUUCAUUAAGUUUUCGCUGAGUGUUCUAUAUCGACAAAAUAAUGUACUACUCGGCUCACCGAAUAAUUGGAUUUCACGUUAUAUAUCGAGUGCACUGCAUAGACGGUGUUUCGGCAACUAACGAAUCGCUAAAUCAAGCAAAAUGCUACAUCUAUGC
Molecule: messenger RNA, 1772 nt
Organism: Sitodiplosis mosellana (orange wheat blossom midge)
Lineage: Eukaryota; Metazoa; Arthropoda; Insecta; Diptera; Cecidomyiidae
Exons: 2
Coding region: 377-1624 (415 amino acids)
Source: RefSeq, a predicted model, not a curated record